GGGCAAAAGAUAAAAAGGGGAUUUGUUUGGAAAGAAAAAACUACCACAGGGGUAUUAAGGUCCAAUCAAAAGAUCAAUGGCAACUCCUCUGUUCUAGCCAUGUUUGAGGAGGGAAGGCAACCGAAACAUAAACCCGUCUGAAACAGCAGAAGCGCGCUCGUUAACAAACCAGGGAGCUGACUGAGAAGCUUUUGGGGUCCUGUUUGUUUGAAUAUUUUCUCGAGAAGAAAUUCUUGAACCGAGUAAUGGCCACACUCAGAGUACCGGACUUUGUUCCUCCUGCAUCCGAAGACUCCGAGGAGCUUAUGAAGGCUUUCGAAGGGUUUGGAAAGGAAGAAGAGGUCAUAAUAAGGAUUUUGGGGCAUAGAAAUGCAAGCCAGAGGAAGAAGAUUAGAGAAAUGUAUGAGCGCCUCUACGAUAAGCCGCUUGUUGAGGAGCUCCAGUCUGAACUUUUUUGCCAUUUCAGGGAUGCCGUGAUAUUAUGGACAUAUGAUCCUGCUGAGAGAGAUGCAAGGUUGGCUAAUAAGGCCCUCAAUUCAUGGAGGAAAGGCAUAAUCCCUUUUCUUAAAGUGAGAGGGAAAGGCAUCAUCACUAAUCUUCAAGUGAUAGUUGAAAUAGCAUGUGCGACACCGCCUGACCAUCUCAUGGCAGUAAGGCAAGCAUAUUGUUCUCUCUUUGGUUGCUCACUUGAAGAGGACAUCACAUCAAACGUCUCUCUACCGGUUAGAAAGGUUCUUCUCGGCUUAGUGAGUUCCUACAGAUACGAGGGAAAUGUGGUGGAUUCGAACAUAGCAAAUUCAGAGGCAACUAAGCUGUAUGAAGCUAUUCAAAGUAAGCAUCUAGAUGAUGAUGAGUUUUUAUGGAUACUUGGCACCAGAAACUUUUUUCAGCUCAAAAAGACUUUCGAGUGCUACCAGAAUAAGUAUAGAAACUCCAUAUACCAGGACAUUAAGAGUCGCGGAAAUGGCGUCUUAGAGUUGGUAUUGGGGGUUAUAAUCUGGUGCAUAGACUCCCCAGAGAAACACUUUGCUGAGGUAAUUAGAGCUUCAGUCGUUGGUCUUGGAACUGACGAAGAUUCGCUGACAAGAGCUAUUGUAGCUCGAGCUGAAAUUGAUAUGAAGAAGAUCAAAGAAGAAUAUUACAAGGUGAACAAGACUAGCCUCGAUGAUGCAGUUCACAAUGACACUUCGAGAGAUUAUAGGCGCUUCCUCAUGACCUUGAUCGAAGAUAAAAACUGACUUGCUCUACCAUGGAAGAUUGCUCUCUUCGCUCUCAUUUGCCUCUUUCAAUUUAACUUUUAGUACUCUAACGAAAUGAAUGAUGUUAUGUUGUAUUGCAUACA
Diospyros lotus (date-plum) is the source of this 1342-nucleotide messenger RNA. RefSeq names its product annexin D3-like. Bases 246 to 1238 code for a protein of 330 amino acids. Gene Ontology annotation, cellular component: cytoplasm. The transcript has 6 exons. Gene Ontology annotation, molecular function: calcium ion binding; calcium-dependent phospholipid binding. The record is from RefSeq and is a predicted model, not a curated record. Lineage: Eukaryota; Viridiplantae; Streptophyta; Magnoliopsida; Ericales; Ebenaceae.